Messenger RNA from [Torrubiella] hemipterigena, 2923 nucleotides. Lineage: Eukaryota; Fungi; Ascomycota; Sordariomycetes; Hypocreales; Clavicipitaceae. The record is from the annotation of a GenBank genome assembly.
GCGGGAGCGAGCAGCUAGCUUGGCCAGAAAAACAGUUACAAAGGGACCACGUUUUUGUUAUUAUUGCCGUGUAAAAAAGAAGAAAGUCGAUACAGCGCAAGUGAGGCCUAUCUGGUAGUGGAUGGGAUGGAUGGAGACACCUGCUACAGUACCUACACUAGUAUCGUCACCAACGUGUAUCAUAAAAGAAGAAAACCUACAGUAUACUCUACGGCUCGGUACAUUAAAAAAUACCCAGUCCAGUCUUUAGCCGUUCUUGUUGGCACGUUCCCCAAAGACGCGCUUGUUUAAUUACAUGCACCACGACCACCACCAUGCAUGCACGCAGGCAGCCCGCUGCAUACACCGCACUUCUCCUGAUAAACAACCCGGCAGGGACUUUGUACACUUUUUUCUUUACUAAAGGCCUCGGCACGUUUUCUUCUUUUCAAUUUCUUAUUUGCGUCGUUUGUGUUGCGGCUAUCUAUCUGCUGCUGCUCCUCUAGUAUACAAUCACGGGUUUGCCGCACUCACAUCAUGGCUGGUUGCAGUACAGAAGAAAAAAAGGUUGGGUCAGGGAUUUCUCUUUUUUUAAUUGUAUCAUCGUAUUCCGUCUCUGUAGCCGCUUUAUAACGCGCGCUCGGCAUAGUCGGUGUCGGGCAGAUACAAGUGUCUGUCGGCACCCUUCUUGGUCAACACCACCAUGCGAAUCACACCGCCAGAGCUGCCAUCCCACUUGAUGGCCUCUCUCAGCGCGCCCUUGACAAAGUUGACGGCAUCCUCCUCCUCCAUGUUCUCCUUCCAGUUGGCAUCGCAGUAACCGUAAAUGUAUGUGGAACCCGAGCCGCCAAUGGCAUACGCCUGCUUGUGCAGCGAGCCUCCCAGAGGAAUCGAGUAGACUUGGCCGCCGAAGCGCUCAUCCCAGCCGGCAAUAAUUAAACCAGCCCUGCAGAUCCCAUUUUGUCAGUAAUAUGUUUAACCAUCCCUUGGGUGUCACUCACGAUAGGCGGUCCUUGUUGGCAUAGCACAUCUCUUGGAAUAUCGAGGCGGCUGUCUGUGUCAUUGGCGGCUUGCCGCUCUGCAUGGAAAAGAGGCCGAGCUGGUACUGGACAAUAUCGGCAACGGCUUGUGUGUCGGCGGCGGAGCCGGAGCGGCAGCACCAGAUGGUAUCGUGGACCUUGGUCAGCUUGUCUGUUACUCGGUUGGCAAUGUACGAACCGGUCGUCGUUCGCGAAUCGGCUCCUGCAGCGUUGUUGUUAGUACUCAUGCGCAAACGUAUUACGGGUAAACUGUUAUCGUACCAAGAAUGACUCCGUCCUUGAAUGUAACGGCCAUGCUGUAUCCUGGUUAGCAUCGUUCGUCGCUCGUGCUGCGUCGUUGAGGAUCGAGCCUACAUCGAAGUUCCCAAGCUAGAGAGCACAGUUAGCAACCUAUAUCCAUCGUCAUCAGACACCAUCCACUUACUUGACCUCGCCCUUCUUCAAUCUAUCCAUAUCGACAUGGAUGCCAUCUGCAAUGCCCGUUAGCCUAGCAUGUCACAAGGUGGCAUGCUCUCAAGCUCACCUUCGUUGAGGUUGCCGCUGCGGCCGUACUCCAUGACUGCUAUAUGUGUUGUAUGUGUUAAUGUGCUGCGGUUCGUCGUCAAUUCGUCUCUCGCAAUGGAUGCCCGUGGCUGUGAUGUGGUUUGUACGUCUUGAUGGCCGCCUGAAGCUCCAACUGUAGCUCAGGCAGCUUAGGACGCGCGGGCAACGUCGAAGCUCACUGGGCGUCACGUGAUGCAACCUCGCCGCCCUGCGUCCAUCUGUCGUCAUCAGCCAAAAGUGGGUGGAUUCUGUAGAUUGUAGAUUAGAUUUUCUAGUUGUGUGUUAUAGUAUAUUUAGUCACAUUUACUUUUUUUGUCUUUUUUUCUUCUCGUUUUUGCUAUUAAACUUUGGACUGAAGCAGCACCGCGCGCAAGGCCAGCUUGCCGGGGUGGCAUCGGAUCCGGCCCCACUGGCUGGCGCAACCUGUGGCAUCAUUCUGCCACCGACGUCGACCUGGUUGCGUCCACGUUUCCUAGACUCUUCAACAUCGCUACGUCCUCCUUUAGACACAGUCUCUACGCAAAAAUGGCGCGCCGGCAGCACCUCACCCUGACGGUGGUGCUUGGAUUCGUCGUCUUCCUGAGCCUUACCUACUUCUUCGGCUCCUCAUCCACAAAUCUGCAACGAGGCAGCUACGUUCAUGGCGCAGCUCCAGAUGCCAAAGUUGCGCCCGGCAGUAUCAAAGCCGGCCAUGACAAGGCAAAUGUCGAGGCGCCUAGAGAUAGCAAAUCAGACUCGGGCUUCAGCGUGGACUUUGAUAACCUGCCGUCCCUGGACGGCGACUCCAUUGCCCCCAAGCUUGAAAAUGCCACAUUAAAAGCCGAACUUGGCCGCGCUACUUGGCGCUUCCUCCACACCAUGGUCUCUCGAUACCCCGAAAAGCCGACACCUGACGAGCGCAAAACGCUAGAAUCCUUUUUCCACCUUUUCGGCCGGUUAUACCCUUGCGGAGACUGCGCUCGACACUUUAGAGGUCUCCUCAAACAGUAUCCUCCUCAGACAAGUAACCGCAAUGCAGCCGCCAGCUGGUUAUGUGCCAUGCACAACAAAGUCAACGUGCGGUUGGAAAAGCCCCAGUUUGACUGCAACAACUUGGGCGACUUUUACGACUGCGGUUGCGGCGAUGAUAAGAAAGAUGGCAAGGGCGGUGACAAGGCGGGUAAGGAUAAGAAAGCCGCUUGAAGCGUCUUCCUCCUGGUAGGGUGGGACUAAGUGUCCCCCUGAUGCUGUAGAACUCGUAUCAUUAGUAGAUUUGGUUUGUAUUUUUGGCGCAACAUUGCAUGGCACAGCGGUUUUCUGGUUUGGAUAUUGUAUUCGUAGGUAUUUAUCAUAUUGUAUAGCUAUAAUAUAUGGUUAACUCU